AUGUUGCCUGCUGUGUACAUUUUGUUGACAAGACAUGUUUCUUGUCUCUCAGGGAGUGUUGCCGUUAAGACCUUGGUAUUCCAGACUGAGACCAGUACCAGCUAUGUUGAGAUGGUCCCCCAGAAACCCCUGGAACUGAGGGCUUUCACUCUGUGCAUGAAUGUGGCCUCAGAGCUCAGCGGAAGGCGCGAGGUCAUCCUCUUUGCUUACCGGACUAAGGACAAUGAUGAGCUGAAUGUGUGGCGUGAACUGGACGGCAGAUUGUCCUUCUACCUGAGUGGAGACGGGGUUUUCUUCAAAGUCCCUGAGCUCGGCGCCCUGCAGACCCACCUCUGCGUCAUCUGGGACUCCAUUUCAGGUGCGGCGGCCCUCUUCACGGACGGGAGGAAAAGCUUGACCAAAAUUUACAAGAAAGGUCACACUGUCCGGCCCGGAGGCAAGGUUCUCCUCGGACAAGAUCCAGAUUCUUAUCUGGGUGGUUUUGAUGCCAAACAGAGUUUUGUUGGGGAGAUCUAUGAUGUUAAUUUGUGGGAUUCUGUCCUCUCAGACAGCACGAUCCAAGACAUGUUCUCAGGGAAGAGAGUGACAAGAGGAAAUGUUUUUGACUGGGAAACCACACAGCUCAAAAUUUAUGGGCAGGUACAAGUUCUUAAUCGUGAGCUGUAGCUCUAAUGCUAACACACGACAUGACAUGCUGCAAUAAUGAAGGUGAUGUCAUAAUGUCAAGUAACGCAUUAUAAAGCUCUGCAGUCGAUGGAAGUCAA
This is a messenger RNA of Micropterus salmoides (largemouth bass), 764 nucleotides long. RefSeq names its product pentraxin fusion protein-like. NCBI's taxonomy places the organism in Eukaryota, Metazoa, Chordata, Actinopteri, Centrarchiformes, Centrarchidae. The transcript is spliced from 2 exons. The record is from RefSeq and is a predicted model, not a curated record. The coding region runs from base 1 to 666 and encodes 221 amino acids.